Messenger RNA from Batrachochytrium dendrobatidis JAM81, 984 nucleotides. RefSeq lists its product as uncharacterized. The transcript is spliced from 4 exons. Gene Ontology annotation, biological process: mRNA splicing, via spliceosome. Gene Ontology annotation, cellular component: U2-type prespliceosome; precatalytic spliceosome; U1 snRNP. The coding region runs from base 1 to 984 and encodes 327 amino acids. Gene Ontology annotation, molecular function: U1 snRNA binding; mRNA binding. NCBI's taxonomy places the organism in Eukaryota, Fungi, Chytridiomycota, Chytridiomycetes, Rhizophydiales. The record is from RefSeq and is a predicted model, not a curated record.
AUGACAUCUCAACUACCUCCUAGCUUGCUGAGGCUGUUUGCCCCUCGGCCUGCUCUUCCUUAUAUGCCUGCAUUGGCUGAUCCAAAAACUAAAACUGCUCCCAUCUAUACCAGUGUCAGUUCGUUCCUGCCGCUAUGUCGAAUGGGCCAUGAUCCUGACUAUAUUGCUACCGAGACUAUGGAAGACAGAAAGAAACGGCUGGCGGCAGAAAAGGCUGCAAAAACUGCUGCUGCCCUCCAGGAAGCCAUCGAUGCGUGGGAUCCUCACAAGGAUGAAAAUGCCACUGCUGAACCAUACAAGACUUUGUUUGUUUCUCGCUUAUCGUUUGAUACUACAGAAAAAACACUCAAGCAUGAGUUUGAAGCUUUUGGCGAAGUCAAAUCAGUUAGCAUUGUUAAAGAUCUUAAAACAGGCAAACCACGAGGAUAUGCAUUUAUUGAAUUUGAGCAUGAACGAGACAUGAAGAUUGCAUAUAAAGAUGCAGAAGGUCUUAAAAUUGAUGGACGACGUAUCUUGGUAGAUGUUGAGCGUGGGCGAACUGUGCCCGGAUGGAAGCCUCGGAGACUUGGAGGUGGAUUGGGUGGGACACGAAAUGGGCUUCGUCCUGCAACUACAACUACUGCCGAGUCUGCAGCAGGACCACCAUCCCGUAAUGAUUAUUCUUCUUCUGGUAAUGGUGACUUCAAGGACAGAGAUCGUGAUAGAGGCAGUUAUCGCCAACGGGACUCUCGUGACACUGGUCGAAAUGACGAUUCACGUAAUGGGGGCCGUUACGACGACUAUCGAGGUGGAAGUCGCUAUGAUGAUCGUCGUGGAUCUCGUACUAAUGGGCCUUCAGACCGUUACAGAGACAAAGAUCGCGACCGUGACAGAAGCGACAGCUACCGAGGCGAUAGAGACCGCAGUGACAGAGAUCGCGAUAGGCGCAGGUCUCGGAGUCCUCGUCGCAGAGAUGAAGGCCGGGAGAGCAGUCGCAGAUACUAA